CCAUUAACCCCAUUUUCAAACAUACAUGUAGAAAUUUUCUCUCUUUCUUUUUCUCUCUCUCUGUGUAUACAAACUUCAUACAUAUUCAUAUAUGCAAAGUGAGUGAUCUUUUUUUUGGAGAAUCGGGUAUUGCUUUAUUGAUUUGAUGGUAUUGGAAUUUUGAUUUUCAAGAUUCCAUUCAAUUUUUCUUCUAUGGGUGUUUAGAAGGAUUUAAGCUUUUAGAGUUUUGAAGUGGGGAAAAUAAGGUUUCUUGAAGACUUUGCUGUUGUUGGCUUUAAGUCCAAAGGCAAUGAAUUCUUCAACAUAUACUCAAUUUGUUGCCUCUAAAAGGAUGGGUAUAUGUGACCCAAUCCAUCAGAUUGGCAUGUGGGGAGAUUUCAAAGGUAGCAGUUUCCCAGAUACCUUGAUUCUUGAAGUCGAGAAUUGCCUAGAGAAUGAGAUGCCUAUUAUGGAGAAAAGACUAGAGAAUGAGAUAGAGGAACCAUCACAAGUGACUGUUGGAACGUCUAACAGAUAUGAACCUGAAACAACUAAACGUAUUGAUAAGGUGCGUAGACGCCUUGCACAAAACCGCGAGGCUGCUCGUAAAAGUCGUUUACGGAAGAAGGCCUAUGUCCAGCAGUUGGAAAAUAGUAAACUGAAGCUGCUUCAGUUGGAACAAGAACUAGAACGUAAUAGACAACAGGGUCUGUAUGUAGGUGAUGGUUUAGAUGCUAGUCAGAUAGGUUGCUCUGGAACAGCAAAUUCAGGAAUAGCUUCUUUUGAAAUGGAGUACGGCCAUUGGGUGGAAGAGCAAGAUAGACAAACAGAUGAUUUAAAGAAUGCUCUGAACUCCCAAAUGGGUGAAAUAGAAUUGCGCAUUCUUGUCGAGGGUUGCUUGAAUCACUAUUUUGAUCUCUUUCGCUUGAAAGCUACAGCCGCAAAUGCUGAUGUUCUCUACCUUAUGUCUGGCACAUGGAAGACAUCAGCUGAGCGUUUCUUCUUGUGGAUUGGGGGGUUUCGCCCCUCCGAACUUCUAAAGGUUCUCACGCCACAUGUGGAACCAUUGUCAGAUCAACAAAUCCAGGAGGUUAGCAACCUCACCCAGUCUUGUCAGCAGGCAGAAGAUGCAUUGUCCCAAGGAAUGGUAAAACUCCAUCAGAUUCUUGCUGAGGCUGUUGCAGCUGGUACACUAGGCGAAGGGAUUAUCCUUCCACAGAUGACUGCUACCAUUGAGAAGUUGGAAGCUCUAGUUAGAUUUGUAAAUCAGGCAGAUCAUCUUCGCCAAGAAACCCUUCUACAGAUGUCCUGCAUACUGGCUCCGCACCAAUCAGCUCAGGGUCUCCUUGCCUUAGGAGAGUACUUUAAACGUCUUCGUGCUCUUAGCUCACUUUGGGCUGGUCGUCUUUCUGAACCGGCUUAAAGAAGUAAGAAACAACCGUUAUAUAUGCUACCUGGGGUUUUCAACUUUGCCAAGCAAAGCUGUGUGAGCUAAAAUCUGCCUUGUGUUGCCGGUAAAAACUAUGAGUUGGCGCUCAUUCAGACACUGCUUCAUCUCUGAUUGAAAUCUGUAUAUAAGUUCUGCUAUGCUGUAAUUGGAACUUGGAAAUUGCGUUUAUUUUCUUUUCACAUUGGUUUUGAUGAUUGUAAAUCAAUAUGGUAGAGGUUAUUGGCAGAGUCUCCUGAUGAAAGUUACUCCAAGUUGUGCCUCUCUGUAUUUAAUUGUCUAUGAUGGGAGCCAAGCAAUUUUGAAUGAUUUGCAGAUAAACAACUGCUAUAAAAUGAAAGAAAACAAUGAUGGCAUGAGCCAAUAUUUUGUUGUUACUA
Molecule: messenger RNA, 1806 nt
Organism: Solanum verrucosum
Lineage: Eukaryota; Viridiplantae; Streptophyta; Magnoliopsida; Solanales; Solanaceae
Product: TGACG-sequence-specific DNA-binding protein TGA-1A-like
Exons: 9
Coding region: 290-1402 (370 amino acids)
Biological process (GO): regulation of DNA-templated transcription; DNA-templated transcription
Molecular function (GO): DNA-binding transcription factor activity; sequence-specific DNA binding
Source: RefSeq, a predicted model, not a curated record